AUGAAAAUUCCAUUUAGCAACAGUGGUACUGAAAUGGUACCGUGUCAUAUCGAAACCGAUCAGCUCUGGUAUGAUUCGUAUCAGGAGCAGGCUGCAGGAUGUGGUCAAUACUAUACCAUCACGCCACCUCCAACGCAGCCCAUGUUGCCAGGGCAAGAGGCCCCUUUUCUAGGGUUUAGACCUCCAGCGAGCGCCAAGCAGCUCGGGCAAGCCCUGGGUCCCACCAGCCCGGGCAAGACCAAGGGCAGAUCUUGCCUGGGCUUUAGCCCAAAGGCGAUGACGUCACAUUGA
Messenger RNA from Prunus armeniaca (apricot), 291 nucleotides. The record is from the annotation of a GenBank genome assembly. Lineage: Eukaryota; Viridiplantae; Streptophyta; Magnoliopsida; Rosales; Rosaceae.